Molecule: messenger RNA, 285 nt
Organism: Pochonia chlamydosporia 170
Lineage: Eukaryota; Fungi; Ascomycota; Sordariomycetes; Hypocreales; Clavicipitaceae
Exons: 1
Coding region: 1-285 (94 amino acids)
Source: RefSeq, a predicted model, not a curated record
AUGAAAACGGGACGCACUGACGGCAACAUAACAAUUCUAAACUUGGCGGAGGUCUGCUGGGUUUGGUGGUUUGGCGAUGGGAACAGCCGCCCAUCUAUUUCGAAUUGUGGCGUCGGUAGCGUCAGUGCCACUUUUGUUGGGCAUGGAUGGAAUGAAAAAAAGGCUGACAGUUUCAAGACGUUUGGCACGAUACCAGGAGAAGCAAACUUGUCAAUACUGGCACUUGGUGUGCUGCUCGCGAUGUUUUGCAAUCUCAACAUCCCGUGUUCUCCUGGAGUCAAGUGA